GCGUAGUCACAGCUCGUCUGUCGGCUCUCAGCACAAGCUAACCUUGUCGCGGAUAAACUGCGCGAAAGUGCCCCGCUGAUCGCUUGUGAGCCGCGGAGCAGGACGGAUUAUCAUCGCAGCAUUCAGGCUCGGACAGAGUGAGGAUGUCCAACGACCUGGCCGGUGUGUGGGAGGUGGCUCUGAGCGACGGCGUCCACCGGAUCGAGUUUGAACACGGCACGACCACGGGGAAGAGGGUCAUCUACGUGGAUGGCAAAGAGGUCCUCAGACGAGACUGGAUGUUCAAACUGGUGGGGAAGGAGACGUUCACGGUGGGCGGCGCGGACACCAAGGCCACCAUCAACAUCGACGCGGUCAGCGGCUUCGCCUACGAGUACACCCUGGAGAUCAAUGGCAAGAGCCUGAAGAAGUACAUGGAGAACAGGUCAAAGGUCACCAGCACCUGGGUGUUGAACCUGGACGGUACUGACUGCAGAGUGGUCCUGGAGAAAGACACGAUGGACGUGUGGUGUAACGGAGAGAAGAUCGAGACUGCAGGGGAGUUUGUGGACGACGGCACGGAGACACAUUUCACGCUCGGGGAUCACAACUGCUGCGUGAAAGCUGUGAGCAGCGGGAAGCGGCGAGACGGGAUCAUCCACACGCUGCUGGUGGACGGCACCGAGAUCGCAGAGUGUGUGGAGUGACUGCAGCCGGGGGUUUGUGUUCUGGCGGAGCCGGUUCCCAUGGCCACACAGUGCAGAAUAUAUCAGCCACAACGACGGGGAACGCUGACUGUGUGUCCGUGCAGCUGCUGAAGAAGCGUGGGCAGAUCAGGGUUUUCUGAAAAUGUCCACGCGAGAGAGAGAGAAAAAAAAAAACAACAACCUGAAAACCUUUUUAAUAUUUGAUCAGUGAGCUGGUACUUUAUACUGAUCUGAAUGGGACCAAUCUCAGUCGCCGUCAUCAGCAUUUAAAGUUUACAUGAACAAGUACAGAGUCAAAUGUGUUUAGGACAAAAAUCCCCCUCAUUACAAAUAACAAAUCACAAACUCACAGUAAAGCGUUCGUGCAGUUUUACUGUCUCUCAUUUU
This is a messenger RNA of Salarias fasciatus (jewelled blenny), 1073 nucleotides long. RefSeq names its product fas apoptotic inhibitory molecule 1-like. The record is from RefSeq and is a predicted model, not a curated record. Gene Ontology annotation, biological process: negative regulation of extrinsic apoptotic signaling pathway via death domain receptors. Bases 144 to 686 code for a protein of 180 amino acids. The transcript has 5 exons. NCBI's taxonomy places the organism in Eukaryota, Metazoa, Chordata, Actinopteri, Blenniiformes, Blenniidae.